This is a messenger RNA of Durusdinium trenchii, 2934 nucleotides long. Lineage: Eukaryota; Dinophyceae; Suessiales; Symbiodiniaceae. The record is from the annotation of a GenBank genome assembly.
AUGCGCAGCGGCAUCCGGUUCGCAUGCGCAACCUUCAUCGCAGACUGGUUGGGUGCGGGGGAGCUGUUCCAGAUCUCAGAGGAGGAGUUUGGGACGCGAGAAGUCGAGUGGAGUCCUGAUCACAGUCAUGAAGCAGAUCGACAUGAAUUGAAAUCCACUCCUCUGAUUGGAGAGCGUCCUCUCAAAGCUUACAAGGAACUGAUGGACAACAAUGUGGAGGUGUCACUGCAAGAUUUCCGCCUCUCCGCCGGUGGCGGUUACCGACCACUCUUCUCAGAGGAGGAACUGCGGGCGCUCUUCGCCGAUCACCUGCAGCUGCGGACGGUGGACCCCAACUGGGAAAGGCCCCCCCAGAGGCACCUGGAAGGCCAUGCCUGUGGAACUGACGGGCUUUGCGAAGCUCCAGAUCCGUCGUUGUGCAUCGACCAGUUGCUUCCGGUCCUUCUGCGUGAAGUGCACCAUGCCAUGGAAUUCAUUCAUGGAGAAGUCGAAGUCUUGCAGACUGUGGCGCUGAUGACCGGCACCUCCGCAGCCGCCGGCCGCACCCCGCCGCUCUUUGGGCGUGCGGCCUCGACGGUGGCGGCCUUGGAGAUGGUUCUGGGCGUUUUCCUGGGCGUCUUCGAGCGGAUCGACUUCAAUCCGCGCCUCGCGAGCUGUUUGGCAACGCCCAUGGGACAAGAACUGCGCGGGGCCGUUCAGAGGGCCUUGGAAGAUCACAAGGCGCUGGUGCCAGCGCUGAGGGAGAUGCGAUGGGAGCUGGCCAGCUAUAGCAGGUUGGCACAUGCCAAGUAUGGCUCCCAGUGGCAUGCCGAUACAGCACUUCACGUGGCCUCACAGGCAGAGUGGGCCCUUUACCAUUUGGCUCGCUUGGAUGAGCACUUUGCAGAGCGGCUGGGGAUUGCUGAGGAAACUGAAGGAAACCUGGCACUGUUGCAGCCUGAGCCUUUAAAAGUUGAGCCGCCCACGGAUUGGGCCCUGGAGCUUCGCACAGCACUGCAUGUGGAAGGGGAGUUGUUGCACUUGGACAAGGGCCUUCUUCGGUUUCUUCUCCGCGAUCUCCUUUACCGCGAUGAACACGUCUGUGACCUGGGCGCCUUUGCUGGUCACUAUUCCCUUUGGCUCAACGACACCGGCCUCGUCACCUCCUUCGCCUUUGACGCCGUGACCGCCGUGACCGCCAGCGUGCGGCCCAUGGACUUGACCGAGGAGGGUGCCGCCGCAGAGCUGCCGAUCCGAUGUGCUGUGGUGCUGUGCUUGGAAGUCUUGGAACAUAUCCCCAGACAUCAGGAGGAGGUGGCUCUCAAGAACCUGGGCCGUUUGGCAGGGCGUGCGCUGGUGUUGUCCUGGGCGCCGCCCCACAUCCCGGGGCCCGGCCACAUCAACCAACGCCCCACGCUGGACGCGUGGGCGCGGGUCGAGGAGGUCACCGGGCUUCAGCGGAGCCACGAACUCACUGAAGAAGCUCAGGCCCGCAGCGAGAUCCCUUGGAUCCGCGAGUCCGUGGCGAUCUUCUUCCGAGUCCCGGGUGCCACGUGCUUGGUGUACCUCGGCGAUGCCGCGCUCGCACAGAUGGCGGUGCAAGUGUUGCAGGGAUAUUCCUUGCGACGGCACAGUCUGAAUUUCAUGGCUGCCGCAGUGCCACAGGGCAGUGGCACCAUCUUCGUCGGGAACCUCCCGUCAGAGGCAGACGAGCUCUCCUUGCAUGAGCUCUUUUCCAGUCAAGCGGCUGUGGCCGACAUCCGCCUGGUGAGGCAUGAGACUGUGUGUUUCGGGUUUGUCGACUUCAAGAACCACCACGAUGCCAUGAAGGCCUUGGAGGAAUUGCAAGGGGUGAAGUACUUGGGGAGGGCAUUGCGCUUAGAUGAGCAACAAGUGCGGCCCAACUUCACUCCGGUGCUCAGCCGUUGCCCCCCAGCGCGCGAGCGCGGGGAGACCAAGCUGAAGCGCCAUGGCCCGGACGCACGCAAGCUCUUUGUUGGUGGGAUCAGUCCUGAGAUCAAGGAGGAGGAGGUGCAGCAAAGCUUGGAAGCUUUGAAGGGCGCCACUGAGGUGUCAAUCCAUCAGAACAAGAACAAACUGGGCAGCUAUGCCUUUGUGUGGUUCAGCACUCCAGAAUUGGCAGAAGAAGCCAUGCAGAAACGCCUUGUGGUGUGUGCGGGGCAGAAGUUUCAUUUGGAGCGGACCAUGAAGAAAAAAGAGGAACCGCGGACAGAUCUCAUGGUGUGUGGUUUGCCAGAGGACGCCCAGCCGCAGGAGCUGCAGGAGGUCUUCGACUCAGUGGCAAACGUGGUUGAGGUGGAGAUGCUGCCAUCGAAUGGAAGCGGCGCAGCUGCCCGAGUGUCGUUUCUGGAUGCCAAGGAGUUGGAGAAGGGGCAGGGCUUCUUGCAGCAGGGUGCUUCUUUGCGGGGCGCCAGCUUACGCCUCCGGAGCCGCUCCCCGAGACGGAGGUCUCAACUCAGCCGUCCGCACCUCAUCGUGAAGAAUUUGGUCUCUCCUGAGGAGGAGACCUUGCGAGACGCCUUCAGUGUGAUGGGCAAGUUGCGCCGAGUAAAGAUGAUCUUUGAGAAAGACUGGGGCGACUUCAAACGCUGUGCGUUUCUCGAAUAUGAGGACGCAGAGGUGGUAGAGGAUGCGAUCCAAGCUUUGAACAAUAGCUCCUUGAUGGGCGAGUGCAUCAAGGUGGAGAGGUAUCGAUCCUUGACACCUGAGCGAACACAGACCAGAAGCCCUUCGCCACCAGCACAGAAGAGAAGUAAACGCAGGCGCCGGGGAGGAAAAGCCGACGUGGCGGAGCGCGCGCCACCGGGGGAAUGGACGCCGCCGCCGGCGUGGCCGGUGGCACCCUAUCCGCCGGCCGCGCCCUAUCCAGUGGCGCCUCCGGGGAGGUCAGGAGACGGAAAGAGGGCUGGGGAAACAUGGGCAGAGACUGCAUGA